This is a messenger RNA of Onychostoma macrolepis, 6665 nucleotides long. It is a transcript of the gene megf6a, whose product is annotated as multiple EGF-like-domains 6a. The coding region runs from base 495 to 5150 and encodes 1551 amino acids. The transcript has 37 exons. Gene Ontology annotation, molecular function: scavenger receptor activity; protein binding; calcium ion binding. Lineage: Eukaryota; Metazoa; Chordata; Actinopteri; Cypriniformes; Cyprinidae. The record is from RefSeq and is a predicted model, not a curated record.
GCAGCACAAUCUAAAGACAAUUUCAAACAUUUUUAGUUCGUACCUACGCAGGUGUUCAGUGUGUGCUACAGCUCAAACGCUGUUGUUUUAUUAAUAAACUCAUCGCAAAAACAAUUGUAAUCCAAAUCGAUUUACCUCUAACGACUAAGUUAUGUUUAAAUAUCUGGGUUUUGAAAAUAUAUUUUAGCAUGUUCACUGAACACGUUAUGCAACUGAGAAAUAAGGCAAUUAAAACUAUUUGCCCAGGACCAGAACUAAUUAAAAAAUUAAUUUGAAAAAAAUCUAUGGGUUAAUAGAUGUCCUUCUCUAAAAUAUCACUCGUGUCCACGCCUGCCCCAUCCAUGCAACACGUUACUGUAAAUGCUUUUAGUAAACACUCAGGACUACAGUACCAGAUAUGCCGUUCCUUCUCAGCUGUUUGCUGGCUUCCAGAUGAAACAGGCUGAACACACUCAGUUUAAUCUGUAUGGAAAAGUGUUGUGAAGCUCUGUGACAUGGAUAUACACGCGGUGAUGUUAUUAUUCCUGCUUACAGAGAUCCGUUCAUCGUGCUGUCAUCGAGCUCUGCAGCCUUUUAUGCCAAAUGUAUGCUCGGAACAAGAGAAAAUCAUCACAGCUGAGAAACAGCCAUGUGUGCAGGCUUUUACACGUAUGGUGAAGGUUUGGAGGCAAGGAUGUACAGGUCAUGCUUGGUGUAUGGACUAUGAAAGGAGGACUGCCUACUACAUAGGCUACAGGCAGGUCUACAGACAUGAUUUUAAGACUACAAACAAAUGCUGUCCUGGAUGGUCCCAACUCAAUGCAGACACAGGCUGCCUCUAUCCUCUCUGCACUUACGGAGUCUGCUUUAAUGGGGGGGUGUGUACGGGGCGCAUGCAUCAACUGUGUGACUGCCCUGCAGGAUUCAAUGGAUCCAGCUGUCAGUAUGACAUUGAUGAGUGCCAGGUUCACAACGGGGGCUGCCAGCAUAGGUGUGUGAACACCAGAGGCUCGUUCUACUGCGAGUGCAACCCAGGGUUUCGUCUGCACGUUGAUGGCCGCACCUGCAUAGCUGUCCUAUCCUGUGCAGUGAAUAAUGGAGGCUGUGAGCAUGAAUGUGUCCAACUUUCUCCAGUUCACUUCCAGUGCCGCUGCAGACGUGGGUACCAGGUCACAGCUGAUGGAAAGCGCUGCAGACUGAGGAACCCAUGUGCGGAGAGGAACGGCGGCUGUGUGCACUUAUGUCGAAGUGAUGGCGGUCAUGCUGUGUGCAGCUGUCACCAAGGCUUCGCGCUGGGCCCGGACCAGAAGAGCUGUGAAGAUGUCGAUGAGUGUGAAACUGAAUUGGCGGCGUGUGCUCACAGUUGCCGGAACACUCCAGGCUCGUUCUCAUGCAUCUGCAAUCCAGGAUACGAGCUGGGCUCUGAUGGCAGGAAAUGCUACCGUAUUGAAAUAGAGAUUGUUAAUAGUUGUGACUCAGAUAACGGUGGCUGUUCACACCACUGUCAGCACGGCACACUUGGACCCGUCUGCAGCUGUAACCAGGGUUAUCAGCUCGCGGAGGACCUCAAAACCUGUUUGGAUCUGGAAGAAUGUGAGGAGGGAACUUCAUGCUGUGAGCAGGACUGCACAAACUACCCCGGAGGUUAUGAGUGCUACUGCAGGGCAGGAUACAGACUCAACGCUGAUGGAUGUGGAUGUGACGAUGUGGAUGAGUGUCUGUCUGAUAAUGGGGGCUGUGAGCACACAUGUCAGAACACAGCUGGCUCCUAUCACUGCUUCUGUGAGUUUGGAAACCGGCUUGCUGAAGACAGACACUCCUGUAUUCCGCUGGAGAGAACGGUUGAGGAAUUGUCCAGUCCAGUGGUGGCUGAGAGACCUCUCCUUCAUCUCACUCUCCUCCAGGACUACCCACAACCCCUGGAGCGCUAUCACGACUAUGAGGACGACGACGGCUUUGGAGAGCUGCGGGCUGAGAGCACCCUCUCUGAGAAAUUUGUGUGUUUGAAUGGGACAUUUGGCCACGACUGCAGCCUGACAUGUGACGACUGCUCUAACGGAGGACUGUGUAACAUGGACAGAGAUGGUUGUGACUGCCCAGAUGGUUGGACAGCAAUCAUUUGUAACCAAACCUGUCCAGAGGGAACAUUUGGUAGAAACUGUUCAUUCACUUGCAAGUGCAAAAACGGUGGCACCUGUGACCCGAUUAGUGGGAAGUGCCGCUGCCCACCUGGAGUCAGUGGAGACCUGUGCCAGGACGGCUGUCCGAAGGGACUAUAUGGAAAGCACUGCAACAAGAAAUGUAACUGUGCUAAUAACGGCCGCUGCCAUCGCACAUAUGGAGCCUGUCUGUGUGAUCCAGGACUCUAUGGCAGGUUUUGUCACCUUCCUUGCCCCAAGUGGUCGUAUGGAUCUGGCUGCUCAUUGGAGUGUCAAUGUGUGCAGAAGAACACGCUUGAGUGCCAUCGACGUCAUGGAACGUGUGUGUGCAAGCCUGGCUAUCAGGGCAAGACCUGCAACCUGGAGUGUGAUAGUGGAUAUUAUGGUCCAGGAUGUACAUCUAAAUGCCAGUGUCCAGCGGGAGUGUUUUGCCAUCACAUGACCGGGCAAUGUCAGCGUCAGUGCCCAGCCGGUCUGCACGGGGAUCACUGCGACCAAAAGUGUGCUGUGGGACAGUUUGGAGUUGGAUGUUCACAGUCUUGUGAUUGUAAUGGAGCUCCAUGCGACUCAGUGACUGGGAAGUGCCAUUGUCCUGCUGGGCAGACGGGACAACACUGUGAGAAAGAGUGUGAAGAGGGCCGCUGGGGGCUGGGAUGUGCAGAGCUAUGCCCUUCCUGUGAUAAUGGUGGAUUGUGUGAUCAGCAAAACGGCAGCUGUAUUUGUCCACCGGGAUACAUGGGAAAUCUCUGUCAGAAUGUCUGCCCAUUUGGGCACUUUGGGCUCAGCUGCCAGUUGCGCUGCACCUGUGAAAACAGCGGGCAUUGCCACCAUGUGACAGGUUUCUGUGUUUGUAAAGACGGCUGGACAGGACACAACUGUGCGAAAGUUUGUGAGGCGGGACGCUGGGGGCCAAACUGCGCCAACCAGUGUGACUGCAGGAGCAGCGUGGGCAGCUGUGACCCUGUGACUGGGCAGUGCCACUGUGAAGCGGGCUACACGGGACCACGCUGUGAUCAAAAGUGUCCAGAGGAUUUCUUCGGCCAGGGCUGCCGUCACAGAUGCCAGUGUGAGAAUGAAGCAGCGUGCGAGCAUGUGAGCGGUGCCUGUACUUGUUUACCAGGCUGGACUGGAACGUACUGUGAAAAACCCUGUCCUGAGGGUUUUCAUGGUUUUGAAUGCCAGCAGAAGUGCCAGUGCUUGAAUGGUGGUCGUUGUCACCCCGUGGCUGGAGACUGCCAGUGUCCAUCUGGUUGGGUCGGGCCUCUUUGCAACACCACAUGUGAAGCUGGCACCUAUGGCCCUGGCUGCCGUCAAACCUGCAACUGCCACAAUAAUGCCACCUGUGACCCUGCUGAUGGAAAAUGUGAGUGUGGAGCAGGAUGGACAGGGAACAGCUGUGAACAAGAGUGCCGAUCUAGUUUCUAUGGUGUGGGCUGCCACCAGCACUGUUUGUGCCAGAAUGGAGGGUCAUGUGAUCGAAUCAGCGGGCAAUGCACAUGUCUAAGUGGAUGGACUGGAGUGGCAUGUGAACUGGAAUGUUCUCUUGGAAACUUUGGCAUCGACUGUCAACGCAAGUGUGAGUGUGAGAAUGGCGGCGUGUGUGAUCGACAGAAUGGCAGGUGCUCCUGUCCAGCAGGCUGGAUGGGCUCAAGCUGUGAGACAGCAUGUACUCAAGGUUUAUACGGUCCAGGCUGUAAACAGCAGUGUACGUGCGAUCACAACGCCCCAUGUCACCACAUCACUGGCACCUGCAUCUGUCCUGCAGGCUGGAGAGGGUUGCACUGCGAGAAAAUUUGUUUGCCUGGUUCAUAUGGGAAGCGAUGCGCUCAGCGAUGCCACUGUCUUCGCAGCACUUCCUGUAACCAUGUGACCGGGGAGUGUGGCUGCCCACCUGGAUAUACUGGUAACGGCUGCGAGCGAAUGUGUCAGUCAGGUACGUUCGGACUGAACUGUAAUAAGGUGUGCCAGUGCUCCGAGGUUAAUCAGCUCUGUCACCCUGUCACUGGUGUCUGCUACUGUGCUCCAGGAUAUCAAGGCAGCAAGUGCGAUACAGAGUGUGCGGUAGGCCGUUAUGGUCCCAACUGCGAGCAGGAGUGCCAGUGUCUGAAUAACGGAGUGUGCAAGACCAGCACUGGCACCUGCACCUGCCCACCGGGAUACAUUGGACCAAACUGCAAUAUCACCUGUCCAUCAGGGCGUUACGGGCAGGACUGUGCACGAGUGGCUUUGUGUGGUGAAGGGGCCCGGAGCGAUCCGGUCACAGGCAGAUGCGUGUGCAAAGCAGGCCAGCGAGGGGAAGACUGUGGCAAAGGUUGUCCUAAGGGCUGGUUUGGGGAGGACUGUGCUCAGCGCUGUAACUGCAGUAAUGGAGGACUGUGUGACGCGGUCACAGGAAACUGCACCUGUGGGCUGGGCUGGACAGGAGACAGCUGUGAUAGAGAGUGUCCCAGAGGCCGAUAUGGGGCCAACUGCAGGGAAAUGUGUGAUUGUAAAAAUAACAGCACCUGUGACAGAGUGACGGGCGAGUGUCACUGUCCUCCUGGGUACUACGGUCAUCUCUGCGAGCAUGCAUGCCCUGUUGGUUUCCAUGGACAUCGCUGCCAGCUUUUGUGUGACUGCCGUGCCAAUGCACCUUGUGACCCUGGAACUGGCCGCUGUCUCUGUCCUCCAGGAUAUCAAGGACUCCGCUGUGAUAGAGAAUGUGAUCCAGGUCAAUUUGGGCCUAAUUGUGUCCACAAAUGUGACUGUGACGGAGACACACCAUGCGACCCUGUCAGUGGCAGGUGUCUGUGUGCACCUGGGAAAAUGGGCUCUCGCUGUGAUAUAGACUGUGGAGUGAAUCAGUUUGGGCCUGACUGCUCAGAGAGAUGUGAAUGCCUCAACGGAGGUCAGUGCAAUCCACGCAAUGGACGCUGCUCCUGUCUCAAUGGUUGGGUCGGACCGAGCUGUCGAGAGGGGCUCACGUCUAGUCAGAAUACUAGCAGAAGCAAAAGGAAGGACUCGUCAGUAUAGCAAUCCCACUCAGUUCAGUAACAGACACGAAGAGUUUCACUGACUGUAAACUGACCUGCUUGAAUUUGUGAGUGGGCUUCUGGCUAAAAUUAAAGCCUUGUAGCAGGUUUUUUAUAUCUUUGAACACAAAGGUCCGCCAAACCAUCAGAUGACUCUGACGAGGACAAACUCUUGUGGCAGUUAAGCUGGAGACUUCCAUUACUUAGUCAAUAAAUGAUACACUUUCUCAAGGAAAAGUGGACAACAUGAAGUCCAACGUGAAGGAGAAGACUAUUCAUAUCGAAGUUCCUCCUGGAUGAGGACGAAUUCAAAGGAGUUUUUUCAGCAUCAGUUCUGCUCAGGGAGAUUGAACUUCCUGAUGACUUCAGUUGAUCUCUAAUCAAGAAAAGCACCAAAUCAAGGCCUUGGCUUCACCCAGUGCCAAAGUGAUCGGAAAACAAGGGCCUUAAAGGGACAGUGCACCCAAAAAUCAAACUUCUGUUGUCAUUUAUUUAACCUCAUAUUUUAUGGUUUGGUAUCCAUUUAACCCCAGGUUUUGUCUUGAGUGAGAAUUUUUGGAAUACUUUUUUUAAUGGUAUCUUGCAUCAUUCAUAAUGAAUAUUUUAAGUAAUAAUUUCUUUAAGAAUUUAGGUAGACUGUUGCACAAAUAUGAGCAAAUGUGUUACUUCGGUGUAUAAUAUUUCGGUGUUGACAUAUUGUCCGUAUUUCAAAAUAUUUCAAGUAAUACAAAAAUAUGAAACUGGAGUUUUUUGUUUUGUUUUGUUUUUUAACCUGUGUACAUACUGUAUGAAUGUAAGUGUUCAUAUGUGAAUUCUUGUGUACAAUUUUAUUUUAAAGAAAACUGUACUGUAAACCUUAUACUCACUAUGAUUUCUGUUAUACUGAACCAGUGUUUUGUCAUUUUAGAGUUUUUGCUACAGAUUUAUUUUUGUACAGUACCAUCUCUACAUAAUACAUUUGUAAAGUGUGAUUUGCAUUCUCAAUGAACUCAAAGAAAAUGUAUAUUUCAAUACUUCUGCAGCUAAGCCAGGGCCAAAGAUAGUACUUAAAACCUUGUUUUCUCAGCAACCAUGGCAAACAUGGUUGAUGCCUUUUCUUUGUUUUGUAAUGGUUGAUUUUCUGGAAGCUUACAAAUGUUUUAUUCAUGGUUAAAUGUCUCUAAGGGGUGUAGAAAUAGGCAUUGCAUUUUUAAAGAAUGUUUUUGAUAACAGCAGUUAAAUAAUUGAGAUAUUUCAUAUGCUGUUACGUGUGCACUCUUUAGGUGUUUAAUGGGCAGAAAUAAUCACAAGAACAUUGACAUUACUUUGCAAUUUGCACAUGAUUGAACUAGAAUUCUUUAGAUUGACCAAAAAAGGGGGGAAAACAUUGUACUGGUACUUUUUCCUUCUUCUAAUCAGUUUUCCAGAACAAAAUACUCUGUUUUAAUAAAAAUAAUAAAUUCUUGGCACCCAGUAAUGUUCUGAAUAAUUUUCAAAAAUUAUAUAUAAAUAAAUCAUGUGUAAAAUUUGUUGUGCA